AUGUCGGGUAUAUUGGAAGAAGUUGGAACUCCUUGUCCCCCUGGGCUUCGUCCCUCAAGAAGCAGCCGUGGAAGCAACGCGUUUGACAGCCUUUGGGGAGAUACCUUGAGCUAUGCCGACGAAACAGCCAACCUCGACUUCACCACCCAGAUCAAACAAUCCACGCUGAUUGGAGUCAAGCCACGACGAAGGACAAAGACGGGAACAUCCUUCGCAAUCCAUGAUGACAACGAAGGCAAACCUACAGAGGCGAUGCAGAAGCGGAAAAGAGAGAACACAGUCACAGCGACAGCUCCAGGCCGCAAGUCCUCCUUGCUGGCGCAGCCUGCGCAAAGAUUUCGUCCGAAAGUGAGCUUCGCAUCAAGCCCAGCACCCAAAUUAUCGAGCCAGAAAGAAGGACUCGCGCACAAGAGACAGAGCAUAGAUUCAAACACAGAGACGAACAGGUCGCUUUUGAUGCAGAUCAACGGCGGAGAUGGAAGCAGACAUAGGGAUCUGCUCAAGCGGGAUGUGCGUCGCAACACGGUUUUCAUUCCACCAGAGGAUACUACGGUGGCCAGUGUUUUCAUGGACAUGUUUAGCCCACUCAAAUCUGAUGACGCCACUUAUAACAUCCAAGAGGAUACAGAGAUCAAUAGCUUGGAGGCACAGAUUGUGAAGAAACGACAAGCAAAGAAAGCAAUGAACUCAGGCCGAAAGACACCACUACAAGCAAGUGUGAAAAUUAGACAAGAAAACGCCAUCAGAGUUGAUAUUGCUGGAAAGAACACUGGGAAGGAGAACGUACCUCCAGGAACAGUCCUCUUCGAUUCGAAGGACAAAGGUCUUCAGAAUGAGAUGGGAGAUAAACCAAGGACGAAUCCGAUAAAGGAUCAAGGAUAUGGAGCUCAUCAUUCUCCGGAGCUUAUAUAUAAACUGACAGCGAAACCAAUCCAGACAAGGCAAAAACCAGUGCUGGGCGAGAAGUGGAAUAACGCCAACGCACCCGUGGUCAAUGUCAACGCCAGAGUGAGCGACAUGGCCAAAACUCGGUCACGGCUUGAAAGUUCAGGUUUAUCUAUGCUGAAAUCGGUGACCCCUGCCAAAUUGCUCGAGCAGUCUGGGGGAUACAAACACGCUGUUUCGCGUUCGAAAGCACAGAUCGCCCUGAACGAACAUCCGCUCAUCACGGAAGAUAUCACCAAUCCCGCAAUGUACGAGGACAAUUGGCUUACACACCAGGAGGUGGUUAUAACUCAAAUGUUCAACGGCUUGUUUGACCAUAUGGGUGACAAUGCGAAAUAUGACGACCCUGAGAUCUUGAGACAUGAGCUUCUCCGGCUCUACCAGAGCGAUUCGCUCAUGCAGCUGCACAAGCGAAUCCAGGCGUCAUUGUCUUAUGGCUCUAUGAGCAUCCCCAAAGAUGUUUUGACGCACACUAGGCGACUAAGGCAGGAUUUAGGCUUGAAGCGGAAGUUUUUGGAUAUCUGGUUGGAGACAUACGACGCUCAAGCUUUGAAAGCAGCAAUCGAAGCUAUCACUGGCAGGAAAAUUGUUAGUAGUCCAAAGCCAUUGGGUGAGGAUUCUCGGUGCUCCUUGGAUAAAGCAACUGCAGACACCGGGAAGAUGCUCAGAAAGAAAUUGGAACGGUUUCUGGAUGUUUUUUUGGUGCAGAACAAGGACAUGGACCGAGAUGUCCAGAAUAACACCGAUGGAGACUCACAUGUGGCGGUUCAGGCAUAUCGUCGGACUGUCCUGCGUAGCAUCAUGCUUGUCGUUCUUUUGGAUCAGGCAAGAUGCUGCCCAGGAACGAUGCUCCCUGGCCGACUAUUUCUGACCAAUUCACCGUUCAAAUCUUCUGCCGCAGUGAUGCAGGGACUGGCCCGCCUUCUCCUACCAGCAUCGGGGGAUAUCAUGAAAUCACUUGGGCAUUUGGGCUGCCACCUAUUCUAUGAGCAGCAUCGAUUGCAAGAGUACGAGUAUCAGAUGGGGAAUCUUGCGGUUGAUCUUCGAGACGGUGUGAGGUUGACAAGGAUUGUGGAGCUUCUUCUCUACCCAUCUCAAGCGGGGUCCGAGAAGCGACUGGCCUCGCCAGACGGGAGCGGGCCAUGGCCACUAUCCCGACGUUUGAAAUUCCCUUGUUUGGGCCGUGCGGUGAAGCUAUUCAAUGUACAGGUCGCUCUGGAUGCAUUGGCUGCGACCGAGGAUGUUGCAACGCUCAUCAGCAAUAUACAUGCGGAAGACAUUGUCAAUGGGCAUCGUGAGAAGACCAUUGCGCUGCUAUGGGGACUGGUCAGCAGAUGGGGAUUGUCAGAGCUUGUGGAAUGGGAUGAUGUGAAGAAGGAGAUUGAGAGACUGAGGCAGAAGGCAAUCUCUCGAUUUGGAUAUGAGCAUCUGCACGAACUAUAUCGCCUCAAGGGGGAGAUUUCAGGACCUUCGGCGGAAGGCAGCGACGAAGCAACUCUACUACUCACGCAGUGGGUAUCCGUUUUGGCCCACCUGGACGGCCUCCGCUUUGAGAGUUUCAGCACAGGCCUUGCGAACGGCAAAAUUUACGAGAGUAUUGUGAAUGAGUAUGAGGGCUACAUUCUGAGCAAGCCAGAAGAAGAGAGUACCAGCUCCACGAAUGGAAAAUCGGCCUCGUUGGCAUCCCGUCUUCAGGCGUUGGGCUGCAGCUCUCAGUUCGCAAACCUCUUAUCUCCCAAGGCUUCGAGCAGGACACACAUUCUCGGAAAUGACUUCACAGUUGGAGCACUGGCGUUCCUCUGCUCCCGACUGCUCUCCGCUAGUAAACGAGCUCGGGCCGCGAUAGUCCUCCAGAAUGCAUGGAGACGCGUCCUCGGUCAUCGGGAAGCCCAGCGGCGGGCAGUGGCAAGGCACCUGGCGGUUCAAUGUGCAGCUGUAGUACAGACACAAGAUCGACUGCUUUGGGCCCAAGCGGUUAUCGUGCAGUGGUGGAGGACAGUCAAAGCGAGGAGGCAGCGACGUGACCGGCGGCGUGUCCAAACAGCAAAACGAGAUCUUCAACGUGGUACUGGGAAGGAUGGCAGGACGCGCGUUUAA
Aspergillus clavatus NRRL 1 is the source of this 3042-nucleotide messenger RNA. It is a transcript of the gene sha1, whose product is annotated as putative calmodulin-binding protein Sha1. The coding region runs from base 1 to 3042 and encodes 1013 amino acids. Gene Ontology annotation, biological process: establishment of meiotic spindle localization; spindle organization; mitotic cell cycle. The record is from RefSeq and is a predicted model, not a curated record. The transcript is spliced from 2 exons. NCBI's taxonomy places the organism in Eukaryota, Fungi, Ascomycota, Eurotiomycetes, Eurotiales, Aspergillaceae. Gene Ontology annotation, cellular component: spindle pole.